Euleptes europaea (tarantolino) is the source of this 2085-nucleotide messenger RNA. Its product is annotated as zinc finger protein 665-like. The record is from RefSeq and is a predicted model, not a curated record. Lineage: Eukaryota; Metazoa; Chordata; Lepidosauria; Squamata; Sphaerodactylidae. Gene Ontology annotation, molecular function: DNA-binding transcription factor activity, RNA polymerase II-specific; RNA polymerase II cis-regulatory region sequence-specific DNA binding. Gene Ontology annotation, biological process: regulation of transcription by RNA polymerase II. Bases 1 to 2085 code for a protein of 694 amino acids. The transcript has 7 exons.
AUGCAGAAGAGCCUGGGAGACAACGACGUCCUCCCUCCAGAUGUGCAGCAUCAGCAGUUCAGGCAGUUUCAAUAUCAGGAGGCCGAGGGGCCCCGAGAGGUGCAGGAGAGGAUGGCGCAGGAGCAUUACCAUGGAGCAACCUUUCCAGGUGAUGCCAUCAAACCUAUGAUGGAGAAUCAUGAUGGAGGAAAAGCGGCUUCUGUGCAGCCAGAUCGGGGUCUGGUGACCUUUCAGGAGGUAUCCGUUCAUUUCUCUGAGGAGGAGUGGGGCCUGCUGGAUCCGAACCAAAGAAGGCUUCACAAGGAAGUCAUGGCGGAGAAUUAUCAGAAUGUGGCCUCCCUGGCUAGAGAACGGAGGGAUUCCUCAGGAGGCGACCGCCUGAGCAUGUCCAGGAAAGCUUUCUCAAGUGUGAAAGAGGAGUUAAAACAGGAACAAAAUGCUGGCCCGUUUGUACCUAAGAUUGGCGGUCAUCAGCGUAUCCACACUGGGGAGAAACCUUAUAAAUGCUUGCAGUGUGGAAAGAGCUUUGCUGAGCGUUCAAACCUUACUACCCAUCAACGAAUCCACACUGGGGAGAAACCUUAUAAAUGCUUGCAGUGUGGAAAAGACUUUGCUCAAAAUUCACAGCUCACUAUCCACCAGGGUAUCCACACUGGGGAGAAACCUUAUAAAUGCUUGCAGUGUGGAAAGAACUUUGCUCUCCGUUCAAACCUUACUACCCAUCAACGUAUCCACACUGGGGAGAAACCUUAUAAAUGCUUGCAGUGUGGAAAAGGCUUUGCUUCGAGUUCAAGUCUUACUGUCCAUCAGCGUAUCCACACUGGGGAGAAACCUUAUAAAUGCUUGCAGUGUGGAAAGGACUUCGCUCAAAAUUCACAGCUCACUGUCCACCAGGGUAUCCACACUGGGGAGAAACCUUAUAAAUGCUUGCAGUGUGGAAAGAGCUUUGCUCAGAGUUCAUAUCUUACUGUCCAUCAGCGUUUCCACACUGGGGAGAAACCUUAUAAAUGCUUGCAAUGUGGAAAGGGCUUUGCUUCGAGCUCAAGUCUUACUGUCCAUCAGCGUAUCCACACUGGGGAGAAACCUUAUAAAUGCUUGCAGUGUGGAAAGGGUUUUGCUUCGAAUUCAGAGCUUAUUGUCCAUCAACGUAUCCACACUGGGGAGAAACCUUAUAAAUGCUUGCAGUGUGGAAAGAGCUUUGCUCGACGUUCACAGCUUACUAUCCAUCAGCAUAUCCACACUGGGGAGAAACCUUAUAAAUGCUUGCAGUGUGGAAAGAGCUUGUCUUCUAAUUCAAAGCUUACUAUUCAUCAGCGGAUCCACACUGGGGAGAACACUUACAAAUGCUUGCAGUGUGGAAAGAGCUUUGCUGAGCGUUCUAACCUUACUACCCAUCAACGUAUCCACACUGGGGAGAAACCUUAUAAAUGCUUGCAGUGUGGAAAAGACUUUGCUCAAAAUUCACAGCUCACUAUUCACCAGGGUAUCCACACUGGGGAGAAACCUUACAAAUGCUUGCAGUGUGGAAAGAGCUUUGCUGUCCGUUCAAACCUUACUACCCAUCAACGUAUCCACACUGGGGAGAAACCUUAUAAAUGCUUGCAGUGUGGAAAGGGCUUUUCUUCGAGUUCAAGUCUUACUGUCCAUCAGCGUAUCCACACUGGGGAGAAACCUUAUAAAUGCUUGCAGUGUGGAAAGGGCUUUGCUUCGAGUUCAAAGCUUAUUGUCCACCAACGUAUCCACAGUGGGGAGAAACCUUAUAAAUGCUUGCAGUGUGGAAAGAGCUUUGCUCAGAGUUCAUGUCUUACUGUUCAUCAACGUAUCCACACUGAGGAGAAACCUUAUAAAUGCUUGCAGUGUGGAAAGAGCUUUGCUCGGCGUUCAAACCUUACUAUCCAUCAGCGUAUCCACACUGGGGAGAAACCUUAUAAAUGCUUGCAGUGUGGAAAGAGCUUUGCUUCGGGUUCAGAGCUUACUAUCCAUCAACGUAUCCACACUGGGGAGAAACCUUAUACAUGCUUGCAGUGUGGAAGGAGCUUUGCUCAGAGUUCCCACCUUACUAGCCAUCGACUAAUUCACACUUGA